GUCACACUUAGUCUCUUAGCAUAAUACCAAUCAGGUGAAAGCCGCAUGAGCCGAAAUGGAGGACCUCGUCACGGAGCAGCCGCUGCAGCAGAACCGGGGCCGCAGCGCUGGACCAAUGCCAUUUGAGCUGCAAUGGGCCGCCUCCCCUUACUGGCCCGCAGCUCCUGUCGACUUUUGGACGCAAUCAGCCACCGGACAGGGCUUUCCCGACUUGUCCGCCACCUGCACCGAGGAGGCGGAGCCGUCGGCGACCAACAGCGGCAUCUCGACCGGAGAGGCCAACUGGAUGGGCAACCUGGCCCGGAUGAUGGUCUUUUCGGUGCUGCUCAUCGCGCUGCUGGUCGCGUCGCUGCUGCUUGGACGCACCAGCACCUGGCUGGCCGAGCACGACGAGGCCACCGGUCAGCCAGCGGACCAGCAGCACCUGUUUCCAUUGGCUGCGGGUGUGGCGUCCGGGAGGAGCGGCGUCGGAUCGUGGAUGCACGGGAACGCGUCGCAGCCACUUACAGCCGGAGCAAGUGACGCUGGUGGAAGGAGAUUUAACUCUCGCAAAGUGACCAAGAGGACAUCCAAAGAGGAAGUCGAAACGACAGAGGCUGUGACCAGCACGGCAGCGGAAAUGCCUCUCCAGGCUUCGCGGCGGGGUAAGAGAGAGAAGCUUUGCGGGGCUUUCUCCUUCGCCUUCUGCCACUCACCGGAGCAUGAGUUCUACUUCGAUGCAUCUCAAGGAGCAUGCAUCCCGGUAGCUGACCAGGAAGCGGCCGCGCUGUGUAACCGAGGAGCCAACAAGUUCACGUCGCUGGCCAGCUGCGACGCCGCCUGCGGUGCCAAUGCGAACACCGUGGAGCCAAAAUGCCGCGAGGAAGUUCUGUUCACUGAAUGCAAGAGUGAGGACAUCUCGGGCCCGCUCUGGUUCUUCAACGGCGACCUGUGUCGACCGUGGGACUUUCCCGGCGGCCUCUGCCCAGCCGCCAAUGACAGCGGGGCCAAUUUGUUUGCCUCGUCCGAAGAGUGCGGGCGCUCCUGCCAGGAGCGCAGUUCACGCACCAGCGGCUGUGGAGUCCCGAGGCAGGAGGGCUGCUCACUGGACAGACUGAAACAGCCGUACUUCGCCAACAUGGCUGCGUCGGGUGCGGCUGAGCGAUGUUUGAAAGCGACGGCCAAGAACCUUGCCCGCCAUCUGUGCCUCACGGGCAAGAACCGCUUCAGCACUCUGGAGGCUUGCAGAAAUGCUUGCGUGGGUAGCACUCGCGUGUGACGACAGUGCACGAAGUGCCAGCGCUCCUUCUGACUUAAUACACGGUUCGCUGACCCGGCUGCUCAAUCGCGCUGAUAAUUAUUAAAAAUUUGUCA
Dermacentor silvarum is the source of this 1353-nucleotide messenger RNA. RefSeq lists its product as uncharacterized. The transcript has 5 exons. The record is from RefSeq and is a predicted model, not a curated record. Gene Ontology annotation, molecular function: serine-type endopeptidase inhibitor activity. The coding region runs from base 56 to 1258 and encodes 400 amino acids. NCBI's taxonomy places the organism in Eukaryota, Metazoa, Arthropoda, Arachnida, Ixodida, Ixodidae.